AUGGAAAAUUGCUUUGAUUUUGAGAAAUGUAGGAAUUCGAGAAAGGUUUAUAUUCAUCCGGUAAUUGAGAAGUUUGAAACAUCGCCAAAGUCUGGGAUUUAUCGGAAUGUUUUGAGAUUUGUUGAGGAGAGGUGGGUGAUUUUUGGGAUUCUGAAAAUUUGAGUCUAGAAUUCAAAAUCCACCUGAAAAUUGUGAUAUUUUGAGUCCAAAUUUGGCCAGGUUUAGCCUUGAAAAUUUUCAGAAAAACAUUUGAAAUCUGAAAAUUUGAGUCUAAUCUCAAAAAUCUGCCUGAAAAUUCCAAUAUUUUGAGUCCAAAUUUGACCAGGUUUAGACUCUGAAUUUUCAGAAAUUUGUCUGAAAAUCUGGAAUUCAGAACAUUCCUGAAAAUGCUGAUAUUUUGAACCUAAAUUUGAUUAUUUUUCAAAAAUUCAAUAUUUUCCAAAAAAAUAAAUCCACAAAAAAUUCCAGAAAAAAAUACGUUUCAAAAUUUUCAUUUGAAUAUUAUUAUCAUAUUUUUAGCGCUAAAUCACAAAAAUUGCCGAAAUUUGAAUUUGAAGUUCUCAUAAGUUCAUCUGAAAUUCUGAAAAUUUUCAGUCUCGAAUUCAAAAUCUGCGUUGAAAUUCAGAUAUUUUGAAUCUAAAUUUGGUCAAGUUUUGAAAUUUUCUGAAAUAAGCUUAAGUUCUGAAAAUGUUCCUAAAACUUCAGAAACCAAAAAAAAAUUUUAAAAAAUUCUUAUGAACUUAUGUUAAAAAAUAUCCGAAAAUGAAAACUCCCUGCAAAAAAAUUCAGAAAAAAAUUAAGUUUUAAAAUUUCAACACCUCCAAUCUCAAUGUUUUUGCAGUGAUCUUUUCACCUCCGACCCAAAUUCCGCCUGUAUUUUCUUGCUUGGAAUCGACACGACAGAUCGAGAUAUCAAAAGUUCGAAUUAUGUCAAAAAUAUCGCCGAAUAUAUUGAAAGUUUGGAUCAAGUUGUUUGGAAUAAUGGAACAAAUCAUUUGAUAUUCAAUUUGUAUCAUGGAACAUUUCCUGAUUAUGAUGAUCAUAAUUUGGGAUUUGAUACGCAAAAUGCGAUUAUUGCGAGGGCUUCGAGUAGUGAACAGGUUAGGAAAGUGGGUUUUGGAAUUUUGGGCUUUGAAAAAUAAUCCACGUUUAAUUUUUUUUCUGGAAGUUUAACUUCGAUUUUCUAUUCCACGUUGCAAUUUUGAAUUUUCAAAUUUUCGCUCAAAUUGAGAUUUUUUGAAUCUGCAAAAUUUUUUACGCCAAGAAAAUUCCACGUGGCAAAUUUUUUUUUUUUUGAAAAAUCUGAAAUUUUAUACCUGAAAAUUCCACGUGGCAAAAAUUUCGAGAAAUUUUAAAAAUCUGAAAUUUCAGAGCUGAAAAUUCCACGUGGUCAAAAUUUCUCGAAAUUUUAAAAAUCUAAAAAAAAAUUUAUCUUCAAGAAAUCCACGUGUCAAAAAUUACUGAAUUUUUCUCCAAUUUUCCGAAUUUUCAAAAUUUUUGAGAUUUCGCCCCAAUUUUUUUCAUCAAAAUUUACUAGCUGAAAUUUUUUCCCCAAGAAAUCCACGUGGAAAAAAUUCGAAAUUCAAAAUUUUAAAUUUUUGCGCUUCAAAUUUAAGUGAAAGUUUCGGUGUCAAAAAAUCCACGUGGCAAAAAUUUCGAGAUUCAAAUUUUUAAAUUUUUGCGCUUCAAAUUUAAGUGAAAGUUUCGGUGUCAAAAAAUCCACGUGGCAAAAAUUUCGAGAUUCAAAUUUUUAAAUUUUUGCGCUUCAAAUUUAAGUGAAAGUUUCGGUGUCAAAAAAAUCCACGUGGCAAAAAUUUCGAAAUUUUAAAAAAUCUGAAAUUUUAGUGCCUAGAAAUCCACGUGUCAAAAAUUUUCGAAAUUUUCCCGCCAAUUUUUUUUUUGAAAAUAAAAAAAAGACUCUAGUUUCACAAAAAUUCUCCAAAUUUCGAAAAAUCUGGAGUUUUUAGAGCUCCAAAAAAUAUUUUUUCCAACAUUUUUCACAAAUUUCUGAAACACGUGAACGUUUGAUGACGUGGCAAAUAUUUCAUUUUUUUUUUCUUUUUUAUUUUUUCACAUCAAAAAUAUAGAAUUAUUCCUUGUUUUCUAGAAUUUCCUAACCGGUUUCGAUAUUUCACUUCCAUUAUUCCACGACAAUCAUCCAUAUCAAUUAACAUCUUCGAAUUCUCAAAAUCACGUGCAUUUUUCUCGAAAACCCUAUUUGAUCAGUUUCAAAGGAAAACGAUAUGUUUAUGGAAUUGGAUCGAUGACACGAAAUCUUGUGCAUCAUUUGCAUAAUGGAGAGGAUAUUAUUAUGGUGACAACUUGUAAACAUAAUAAUGAUUGGCAGGUAAUUUUUAUACUUACUUGGCUUUGCUUUUUUUGCCACGCUGAGCCAAGAAAAAUGAGCCCAAACUCGAGAAUUUUGUGAAAAUUGAGAGCUUUUAGCUCAUUUUUGGGCUCUUUCCCGGGAAAUGAGCUAAAAGCUCUCAAAAACCGGAGAAUUUUCUGAAAAUCACAGCUAUUACUCAUGUUAGAGAAGAUUUUUAUGAAAAAUUUAAUUUUUGAGCCUUUAUCCUGAGCAACACACAGUCUUUCCUAGAAAAAAUCGAUUUUUUGAGCCAGAAAAUUGUGCUGAUAGAAUCUUCUCUAACAUGAAUUUUGGGCUCUCAAAAACCCCGAAUUUUUAAGAAAAUGCUAGAGUUUUGGCUCAGUUUUGUGCUCGAGAGCACAAAAUUGAUUUUUUUGGAUCAGAAGGUCGCAGGUUCGAACCCCCGUGGGGUCUAAUCAUUUUUUUUUCCAAAAUGUUAUUAUUACAUCUUGAAAGAAAAAGAAAAUAAAUGGUUUUUACCGAUUAGACCCCACCGGGCUUCGAACCUGCGACGUUCUGAUCCAAAAUCUUGCUGAAAACCUGGAAAUCCUGUAAUUUUCGAGCUCUCCCAGACUUUUAGGGUUUUUUUUCAAGCCAAAAACAUACGUUUAUUGAAAAAUUGAAGUUUUUAGCUAGAAAAUCAUUUUUUGAUCGAGGAAUUUCGAUUUUUCGAAAAAAAAACAUCCAAAAGUUAGCGUAACUCUAGAGAUUUUUUCUGGAAGCUUCUCAAAAAUUAGUUGAAAAUUUUCAAAGUUCAAAAAAACAGUGAAGUCGAAUUUCAUGAAAAUUCUGAUUUUAAAUACCCGGAAAAAAAUACGUUUCAGAAUUUUUUGUUAAUUUUUUGGUGAAAUUUUGAAAACAAUAUUACAUUUUUCUUUCUCACGUCAGUGUGAAAAAUUGUGCAAAAACAUACAUAUUAAAAAUUCAAAUUUUCAAAAAUUUCAUGAUUUUGACGAAAAUUCUCGAUCAAAAAAUGAUUUUCUAGCUAAAAAUUUCAAUUUUUCAAUCAACAAAUGUUUUUGGCUUGAAAAUUGAAGGUUUUUUGCACAAAAAAAAGACCCAAAAGCUCAUUUUCGUGCUCUUUUCCUGGGAGAAGAGCCCAAAAAAUGAGCUAACAUGAGUUAUGGGCUCUCAAAAACCCCGAAUUUUCUCAGAAAAUUCUCGAGUUUCGGCUCAUUUUUGUAGGCUCUGAAAAAUUGUUUUCAGAAUUAUCAAGAUCAUCGUUGCUCAGCUGACAAUGAACAAUAUGAUAAAUGGGAUUAUGAUGAGCUUCUGAAUAAUUCAACAUUUUGUCUAGUUCCCCGUGGCCGAAGAUUAGGAUCUUUCCGAUUCCUGGAAACCCUUGGAUCUGGUUGUAUUCCAGUUGUCAUCUCAGACUCGUGGAUUCUUCCCUUCUCAGAGAUUAUCGAUUGGCAACAAUCGGCCCUGAGAAUCCCCGAAAAGGAGGCUAUUUUGAUUGUGGAAACACUCAUGAAGGUGCCACGUGGCGAAGUUGAGAAAUUGACGUGGAAUUCGAGACGGGUUUAUGAGAAAUAUUUGCGGAGUAUUGAGACGAUUGGAAAAUGGGUAUUUGAGAUUGUUUUUGUGAGAAUUGAUAAGCAUUUUGUUGAGAAAUACGUGUAA
Molecule: messenger RNA, 3991 nt
Organism: Caenorhabditis angaria
Lineage: Eukaryota; Metazoa; Nematoda; Chromadorea; Rhabditida; Rhabditidae
Source: the annotation of a GenBank genome assembly